Messenger RNA from Daucus carota subsp. sativus, 723 nucleotides. RefSeq lists its product as uncharacterized. The record is from RefSeq and is a predicted model, not a curated record. The transcript has a single exon. The coding region runs from base 1 to 723 and encodes 240 amino acids. Lineage: Eukaryota; Viridiplantae; Streptophyta; Magnoliopsida; Apiales; Apiaceae.
AUGCUUUUUGUUGAUGAUAUUGUAUUAGUAGCUGAGUCUUGGACCGAGGUUAAUGUCAACCUCGAACGGUGGCGUACAUUGCUAGAGGGUUAUGGAUUGCGAUUGAGCCGUUCUAAAACUGAGUAUUUAUGGGCCAAUUUCAGUGUGGAGAUUCAUGAGGAGGAUGUAGCUGUAUGCAUCGCGGAGGCCCGUGUACCACAAACGAAUACUUUUAAAUAUUUGGGUUCGAUCAUUCAGAGUAAUGGUGAUAUUUCUGCGGAUUUGACUCAUCGUAUUUUGACAGGAUGGUUACGCUUGAGGUCUGCUACUGGUGUGUUGUGUGACAAAAAUGUACCGUUGAAGUUGAAGGGUAAAUUUUAUCGGGUGGCAAUUAGACCGUCAUUACUAUAUGGUUCUGAGUGUUGGCCAUUGCGAAAAGUUCAGGAGCGUCGACUAGAGACAGCAGAAAUGCGCAUGUUGCGUUGGAUUUGUGGUAACACCAUGACAGAUCAUAUACCGAGUGUUACUUUUCGCCGUCUUUUAGGUGUUGAGCCUAUCUCUAAGAAAAUAAGGGAGGGGCGUUUACGUUGGUAUGGACAUGUUAGGCGUAAAUGUAAUUCAGCGCCGGUUCGAAGAGUUGAACACUUAUCGGUUCGGGGCAAGAGAAAGAGAGGUCGGCCCCGUCGCAUGUGGUCUGAUCAAUUAAGUUUGGACUUGGGAGCCCUAAAUCUCACGAGGAUAUGA